Molecule: messenger RNA, 2420 nt
Organism: Mercurialis annua (annual mercury)
Lineage: Eukaryota; Viridiplantae; Streptophyta; Magnoliopsida; Malpighiales; Euphorbiaceae
Product: protein LYK2
Exons: 1
Coding region: 389-2344 (651 amino acids)
Biological process (GO): protein phosphorylation
Molecular function (GO): ATP binding; protein kinase activity
Source: RefSeq, a predicted model, not a curated record
GCCGCCCCACCGUGGUUUUGCAACAAAUUACAAGGUUGGUAGAAUGUAUCUUCAUAAUAAAUUUAAAAAGCAAAGUUGUGUAUGUUACCUAAUAUUUUGUCUGUACAUUGUACAUACAAGAAUUUUGUAUGGAGAUAUGUGUAAAUUGUUGCAUAUAAAAGCAGAUUUGGAAGUUCAAGAAGCUCUAAUUGAGUAGCUAAACUGAAAAAACUUUGGGAUAGAUAGCCACCCCUUAGCUUAAGGUAUCGAAUCCAAGAGUCCUGUCUAUGACUAUCUUUUAAAAAAUUAAACUUAUUUUAACACCAUUAGUGUAUAGAUCCAAGAUAUUCACCAGCAAAACUCUUAUUUAAUUAAGCAUUCUAUGCAGGAUUAAGGUGCUAUUGGCAUAAUGCCAACUACUAUGAGUCAUUAUUUCUGCUUUCGAGCUUUGGCCUUAUUGCUUUGUUUACUUGCCCCUGCAAUUGGGCAGAACUUGUCGAGCUGCGAAACUACUUCUCCCGAUGCUUCUGGUUAUCGCUGCGAAAAUAAUAAUAAUGCAUCAGAAACUCAUUGCAAGACAUUUGCAAUUCUUUUCACCAACUCUUACUUCUCAUCUCUUUCGAAUUUGAGCUUUUAUUUGGGUUUUAAACGGUUUUUGAUAGCUGAAGCAAACGGUUUCUCUGCUGAUACGGAGUUUCUUCCGAUAAAUCAGCCUUUGUUGCUACCAAUAGACUGUAAAUGCAAUGGAAGUUUCUUUCAGGCUGAUGUUACCAAGAUUACCAUUAAAACGGAGAGUUUUUAUGGUAUAGCUGAGUCAUUGCAAGGCUUAACAACUUGCAGAGCCAUUCAAGAAAGAAACCUCGGCGUUUCGCAGUGGAAUCUUGCGGACAAGGCACGCUUAUUAGUCCCAUUAAGGUGUGCUUGUUCAUCUUCAACAAGGUUCUUGGUGACUUAUCCGGUAAGACCAGGCGAUACAGUCUUGAAUUUAGCCGUUAAGUUUAACACUUCUGUCGAAGCUAUUAUAUCAGAAAACAGCAGAUUGUUAAUAAAUUUUAAACCUGAGAGCCUCGCGCCUCUUACGUCUCUUCUGAUUCCGCUUAAUAGUGAGCCUGCGCUUGGUCCUCUGGCCAAACCCCACGAGCCAAAUUCGCGUUUUCACGGAAGCAGCAUUCCGGAACUUAAUCCACAUAAGAAGAAGAAGAAGUCAAAAAUGUGGAUGACAGGAAUUUACAUUGCUGUUACAGGAGUUGUAGUUGGAGCCACCAUUGCUAUUGUAGCAGCUUUUUUUAUUAUUCAGCUGAAGAAGAAGCAGCAGCAGCAGAGGAGUUCGAGCAAAGACAGGGAUCCAGAGCUUCAACAACUUAGUUUAAGUAUAAGAACUACAAGCGAAAAGAAAGUCUCGUUCGAGCAGGAACCUUUUGAUGCUCCAAUUAUCUUCGAUAGUACUACUACGCCUCGUAAACGGAAGGUUCUUGUGGAAUACUUUUCUGUAGAAGAGCUGAGAAAAGCAACUGAAGAUUUCAGUUCUAGUAAUCUUAUAGACGGCUCUGUAUACCAUGGCCGUCUCAACGGGAAGAACAUGGCGAUAAAACGUAUAAAAUCGGUAACUAUGUCAAAAAUCAAUUUCAAUCUUUUAAACAAUGCAACUCAAAAUCAUCCCAACAUAAUUAGAGUUUUGGGGACAUGUUUAAGCGAGGAUCCUGAUUCUUUUUUGGUGUUUGAGUAUGCUAAAAAUGGAUCUUUGAAAGAUUGGCUUCACGGCGGAUUAGCGAUGAAGAAUCAGUUCAUCGCAUCCUGCGAUUGUUUCUUGACAUGGAAGCAGAGACUAAAGAUAUGCCUUGAUGUAGCAGUAGCGUUACAGUACAUGCAUCAAAUCAUGAAUCCGAGUUACGUUCAUAAAAACGUGAAGAGCCGGAAUAUAUUUCUGGAUGAAGAGUUCAAUGCAAAGAUUGGAAAUUUCGGAAUGGAAAAUUGCACAGAAGAUGAUGAUGAUCAAGGCCUAGUUUCACCAAGUAUCGACAUAUUCGCUUUCGGCGUUGUUCUGAUUGAGGUUUUAUCAGGAAAAACACCAGCACGACAUGAUAAAAUCAAGUCUAUACUAUCAUCAGAAGAUGUUGAUGAACUAAGGGAAUGGAUGGAUAAGGCGAUGGGCGAAAACUAUUCGUUUGAUGAAGCCGUAACAUUAGCUAAUCUGGCACAUUCUUGUGUCGAAAAAGAGGUCCAUUUGAGGCCUAACGCAGGAGUAAUUGUGGAAGAACUGUCAAGACUAGUCGAACAUUCAUCAGAAGGAGAGCACAUCUCGAUCUGCGAAAGCUCGUCGAAACCUCUAGUGAAGAAGGAAGCAGCAGUAGAAGCAGUUCUAUGAGUAAUUUAUGUUAGUUUUAUUGCAUUUUGUGUAUAUGUAAUUAAGAAAAUGAGUGAAACAUAGCAAGCUAUAAUAA